AUGCUGCGUCAAAAACUACGCUCUUUCACACCUAACAAGCCUAUCAAUUAUCAACAGAUAUCUCGUCGCCGAAUCAUCGUCUCAUUCGUUCUUUUCUUUGUCGGUUGGAAAGCAUUCGGCUAUACUCUCAACGAUAUGUUCCUGUGGACUGUCGAUGAACAAACUAUGCAAGGUCGAUUCUUAACACCACAAGAAGGGAAAGAACGAAGAAAAUAUCACAUUUGCUAG
Caenorhabditis remanei is the source of this 228-nucleotide messenger RNA. RefSeq lists its product as uncharacterized. NCBI's taxonomy places the organism in Eukaryota, Metazoa, Nematoda, Chromadorea, Rhabditida, Rhabditidae. The transcript is spliced from 3 exons. Bases 1 to 228 code for a protein of 75 amino acids. The record is from RefSeq and is a predicted model, not a curated record.